Messenger RNA from Colletes gigas, 2216 nucleotides. RefSeq names its product anamorsin homolog (gene CIAPIN1). Gene Ontology annotation, molecular function: iron-sulfur cluster binding. The record is from RefSeq and is a predicted model, not a curated record. Bases 106 to 945 code for a protein of 279 amino acids. NCBI's taxonomy places the organism in Eukaryota, Metazoa, Arthropoda, Insecta, Hymenoptera, Colletidae. The transcript has 6 exons. Gene Ontology annotation, cellular component: cytoplasm. Gene Ontology annotation, biological process: iron-sulfur cluster assembly.
CUUUUUAGUUUAUGAAUCAGCUGAGUUUGGCACUCAUUCGUGAAAAAAACAUACAGUGUUUUCGAGUGCGAUUUUAGUUAUCAAAGUGAUAUACGUUUGUUCAAAAUGACUAUUCUCAAAGAAAAUGACAGUGUUCUCGUAGUUCUGGAUAACGAACUUUCAAAGAAUGAUAUCGUGGAUUUUGUUAGUGCAAUAAAAAAGCCUCUUGCGAACGCGGAGCAAUUGAUAAUUAUACCAACAAAGGAAUUAGAAAUACGUAUUAACAACGCAUCUUCGUAUGACACGAUUAUUUCUAUUUUCAAGCAAUCGUGUCCAAACUAUAAAACGUUCUUAGAGAACUGUCUGAAAGCAAUAAAACCAAAAGGCACAUUAAUUAUUUACGAGUCGUUCCAACAAAAUAAAAAUGCUGAUGUGCAGUCUGUGUAUGACAGAAGAGUGUCAAAUUUUAAACUGGCUGGGUUUAAAGUGAAAUCACAAGAUAAUUCAGAUACACAAGAGUUGAAAAAUCAUUUACUAGGUAUAUACAGUGACAUUGAUAAUGUUUCUGAAAUAAUAGCAGAGAAACCAUCUUUUGAAGUCGGCUCGAGUAUAGCACUUAACUUUGGAAAAGAGAAAUCCAAUGUGUGGAAAUUAGAUAGUGCUGAUGAUGAAGAACUGAUCAAUGAAGAUGAUCUGUUAGAUGAAGUUGACAUUCUAAAACCUAAAGUGUCUAGUUUAAGAGUUUGUAGUACAACGGGCAAACGAAAAGCAUGCAAAGACUGUUCGUGCGGAUUAGCCGAAGAAUUAAAUGGCAAAACUGUACAAGAAGAAACUGUAAAAUCCUCGUGUGGAAGUUGCUACCUUGGCGAUGCGUUUCGAUGUGCCAGUUGCCCUUAUCUCGGUAUGCCGGCAUUUAAGCCUGGAGAAAAAAUAGUUCUACCCGAUAGUCAAUUAAAAGCAGAGUAAAACAUUAUUUUCACAGAAAAUGCUGGCAAGAAGCACACGUACAGGGUGCAUCAACUGAAAAGGAAACUGGUCUCCAAGUGACAAACACGGCGAUGUGGAUAUUAUGAUUAUGUCCAGGGUAUCAAUGAAGAUAUUUGCAAUGUAAUAGAACAAGAUUCAAACGACCUUAAACGUGAAAACUUCACGAGGAUAUGCAUACUUUUGCAUACGUACUUAUGAUUAGGUAAACAGUUUUUUUUUUCUUCUAUUGUACGUCGAAUACUCAAGAACUGUUUGCAUUAAAAGUUUGCGCUGCGUUCUGAAUUUUUCCCCUACACUUCAAGAUCCGAUUAGAUUUUCAGUUAAUAAAUAUUGUACAUUGCUAUAAACGUAAUAAAAUGGUCUCUGUAAAGCCUCAAUAUUUUCGCUAAGAGAAAAUAUGUAAUCUAUUUUAAAAUUAACAAUUUAAAAUAAUUACAGGCAUUAAUAGAGAAAACGUGGCAAUUAUUUUCCGUCAACGAAUGUAGAAAAUACACGCUCUCUCCCUAGCCGAUCAAUAUACGAAAAUAUUAUGAAAUGCUUAUCAAUGAAGAUAUUAGUUUCUUUAUAUAAUAACUGUUCACUUGUAUUUGUCAUUUUUCCUGUAAAUAGAUUCUCGACUAACGGAAAUUUGACUAUUCCAGUUAAGUUAUUCUCGUAUAGCGUAAAGAAAUCUUAACCCUAUCGUACAAAAUUAAACAUUUACCACCCAUUCGAUUGCUUAUUUUCGUUAGAACCCGAACUGUUUACUUACUUUUGUUGCAUCUUGUAUGCUUCUUCGUAUUUUUACCCUAAAUACGAUGACCUCUUUCGUUUAUUGAAUAAAGAUAAGUACGUGACUGUCGUUGAGAUAGUAUAUAUUUAUUAAAACCACUUUCUUCGCCCAGUCUCUCGCGGGCUCUCAUUAAUGCACGAUACGAAAGAAUUGAUCUGUUUCCAUCGAGUCUAUGUUUUACUUAACAAUGCGUUUAAUUUAAUUUACAUCCUAAAGACGACGAUUUCUUUAUUUAUUGAAUAACGAUAGAUACGUAACUGUCUACGAGAUAAUAUUUAUUUAUAAAAAAACACUUUUUACGCCCAGCCACUCAUUAAUACACGAUACGAUACGAUUGAUCUGUUUCAUCUGUUCCAAACGUGUUUUCGUUGUGUUCAACAAUGCAUUUAAUUUCAUUUAUAUCUUAAGUAUAUUUAUUGAAAAUUAUCUACAUUCUUUGUGUUUUUAACAAUGCGUUUUCUGUUAAAUUAUUUAUAAU